AUGGCAAACGACGAAGCAAAACUCAAUAUAAAAUUAACUCAACUGAAGUUAUCUUCUCAAAGAACAGCUAAUAUAUUAGAUUCGGGAAAGCGCGAAACUAUCGAACGACAACUGAACGCACUCAAAACAACUAUAAACGAAGCUGACAAUUUUAAAAGAGCUGUAGAAGCAGCGAAAAUCGAAAGAGAAGACGACCUUGAAGAAAUCAGCGAUUGGAAUGCGGAAAUCGAAACAAAAAUAAGUGAAGCCGAAGACGAAAUAAACAAGCUACAACACUGGCUAAACAAUAGGAAAUUAGAAGAGGAAAAUCACGCUCGCGAGGAGCAACUUAAAUUUGAAGUGAAGCUUCAAGAAACGAAAGCUCAAGUAAAUGCAAAAAUUCAAAAUUCAAAGUCCGGGGACUCAAAAAUAAGUGAUGAAGGGGGAAACAUGGAUUGGCCCAGAUUUUGGGGGCAAUUUACGGAGACGGUGGACAAGUCAAAUAUAGCUGCCAUCAACAAAUUCACAUAUCUAUGUGGUUUUCUUGGGCCCAAAGUUAAGCGACAGAUAGAAUCAUUACCGUUUAUCACCGAAGGAUUCUAUAGAGCGGAGUCAAUUUUAAAAGCUCAGUAUGGGAAGAAUUCGGAAAUUAUAAAAGCUUACAUAAAAGAGAUCAUGGACUUGCCACAUAUCUCCGGAGCAAACUCGAGAAAGAUUGCAGAAUUUAGUGAGAAGUUAAAUCACAGUGUCCAAGCUUUGGAAACGCUGGGUAAACUGAAAGAUGUGCAAGGAAAUGUUUCCAUGACUCUAGACAAACUCCCAGCCAUACGUGGGGACCUUGUUAGAAAUGAUCCAAAAUGGGAAAGUUGGGACUUUUCCAAGCUUACUGAAGCAGUCAGACAUUGUACCAGGCAAAAUCCAGUCUGUGAGAAAGAGUCAGACACACCUGGAUGGAAAUCUAGAAGGUCAGAGAAAGUCUUUCAUACCAAAGAAAAGGGUGUGUGCGUCUACCGUGAGGGAAAUCAUAAGUCGGGGGAAUGUAAAGUAAUCAGUACUGUCAAGGAGAGAAAAGCAAUUUUAGUCAAAAAGAAACUUUGUUUCAACUGUAAAGCAGGACAGCAUGAUGCUAACGCUUGCCCCAAAUUACAAUGUAACGUCAGCAACCAUCAAAAGAAGUUGCGAGUGAACGCCAAGGAAUUCAGACCAAGACGACAAGCUGCUGUGGUUGCGGAGGCGAUAAAUCAGGAGCUAAUGUCACAUGUGGGGGAGGGUGUUGCAAAUUAUGUUAAAGUUGUGUUGGGUUCAAUUGUACAUUCGGGUACGUCGGGGAUGAUAAGGAACAAUACAGAAAACAUGUGUGGAACGGAAGUAGAGAGAGGAGAGAACGGAAGUGAGAAUGGCGAGAGAGAGUGA
Molecule: messenger RNA, 1392 nt
Organism: Xenia sp. Carnegie-2017
Lineage: Eukaryota; Metazoa; Cnidaria; Anthozoa; Malacalcyonacea; Xeniidae
Exons: 4
Coding region: 1-1392 (463 amino acids)
Source: RefSeq, a predicted model, not a curated record